AUGUUAACAACUGGUGCUAUUGAUGCAUGUGCUUAUUUAACAUCACCUGAUGUUGUUACAGAAGCAUUCAUAAGUGGUGUAACAACAAUGUGUGGUGGUGGUGGAACAGGAAUGAAUGGUAGUGUAACAAUGUCAACAUAUGGUCCAAAUCAUAUUAAAUAUAUGAUACAAUCAACAGAUGAUUAUCCAAUAAAUUUUGGUUUUUAUGGUAAAGAUAAUACAUCAAAAACAGAAGGUUUAUCAAAAGAACUUGCAGAUCAAAUUGUAGCUGGUGCAAUUGGUUUACGAUUAGAUGAACGUUGGGAUGCAACACCAUCUACUAUUGAUAUUUGUUUACGUGUUGCUGAAUAUCAUGAUAUUAGUGUUCAUGCUGAUUUAGAUAGUUUACGUGAAGCUUAUAGUGCACCAGAUGCUAUUCCAAUGUUUCGUGAUUGUGUAGUUUUAAUUCCAUGUACAGAAACAGCUGCAGCUCGUAGUAAUUUUUUUGAUUUACUUCAACAACCAAAUGCAAUUGUUACAUCAUGUAAUAAUAAAGCAAGUGUUUAUCGUCAACCUGGGUAUUGUUUUGUUGUUCUUGAUAGAAUUUAUAUCAAAUUAUUAUUAUUUGUUAUUUAUUUUUUUGUUUCUUUUUUUUGUCACUUGAUGAAGGUGUAUUUGUAG
This is a messenger RNA of Rotaria sp. Silwood2, 660 nucleotides long. Lineage: Eukaryota; Metazoa; Rotifera; Eurotatoria; Philodinida; Philodinidae. The record is from the annotation of a GenBank genome assembly.